CGUACCUCUAGGGCAAGAAGUGAUUCUUCUUAAAAAGAGCAUGGCGCCUUCCGGAGGUGACGUCAGAAAACAGGAAGCCCCCGUGUGGGGGCCUACGGAGGCAGCUGCGGCCUGGUCGCGCAGCCACAGCAGAAGCCAUGGUGUCGCGCUCGCGGAGCCCCGUGGACUCCCCGGGCUCCCGUCGGGGACGAGACAACGGCUCGGCUAGUCCUUCCCCAUCCCGGCACAGCCGCAGCCGCCGGUCUCGCUCUCGGGAGCGCAACGGCUUCCGGCAGCGGCUGGGGCGCCCGCAUCACUUCGGUUACCGGCACGACCCGGAGCACUACGGCAAGGAGCAGGAGGAGUCGCUGCGGCAGAGACGACUAAAUGAAAGAGAACGAAUAGGCGAACUAGGAGCACCUGAAGUCUGGGGACUCUCACCGAAACUUCCUGAGCCAGACUCUGACGAACAUACUCCCGCAGAAGACGAAGAAGGAUCAUCUAAAAAAAGCAGCUCCUCCGAAUCUAGCUCAGAAGAGGAAGAGAAGAAAAGGAAGAAAAAAAAAAAGAAGAAAAAGGCUGCAGCACGUGAGGAGGAGAAAAAAAGAGCCAAGAAGAAGAGAAAGAAGCGUAGAAAGAAAAAGAGCAAGAAAAAGAAGAAUAAGAGGAGCAGGAAGGAUUCCAGUGACUCGAGCAGCGAAGAUUCGGACGAGAGAGCUGAGUGUGGAGAGGAGCUGUGGAUUGAGAGAUCAAAAAAUACAGACGCCGUGGAUUUUAUUGGCCCAGAAGCUCCCAUCACUCACGCGUCUCAGGACGAGCGCCCUUUGAACUACGGUCACGCUUUGCUGCCCGGUGAAGGGGCUGCCAUGGCCGAGUACGUAAAGGCGGGCAAGCGGAUUCCCAGGAGAGGCGAAAUAGGCCUUACCAGUGAAGAAAUUGCUUCCUUUGAGAAAUCUGGCUAUGUUAUGAGUGGCAGCAGGCAUCGGCGAAUGGAAGCGGUGCGUCUGCGGAAAGAGAACCAGAUCUACAGCGCGGACGAGAAGAGAGCCCUGGCUUCGUUCAACCAGGAAGAAAGGCGAAAGAGAGAAAACAAGAUCCUAGCCAGCUUCCGGGAAAUGGUCUACCGAAAAACGAAGGGCAAAGAUGAGAAAUGAACGACGUAUCCUCCCGAGUGACGGGCAGACGGGUGGGUCCUGACACUGGCUUGUGCCACGGGAAAUUUUGGGGGAAACAGUCCAUAGAUAGCCAGCCAAGAACCCUAAUUGGCCUGGUGAGGCCUUGGAACUAACUUGCAGGGUCUUUCCAACUUGCAACCCAAGGCAGGUUAAGCAAAGCAGGCCAGUCAGCACCACCAUAAUGCCAAAAACCUACUGGGAUACUGUUGCUUCUUUGUGUUUGAGAAAAUAGCACUUUUUUAAAAAAAAAUCAGUUGAAGCAAAAACUUCCAUCAAUAGGGGUUCAGCGAAGACUGUUUUCUAUCAACUUUGACAAGAAGAAAAUUUUAAGCCCUGAACGGAACAAGAAGAUCUCUUGUAGGAUGAGUGUAUUUUGUGAAAAAUGGCCAGAACAUACCCUGGGCCUAACGCUGUGCACCUAAAAGGCAGAAAUAGCUUUAAUGUUGACGGUUGCCUUUAUAAUCUUCCUGCCUCGAACAGACACACAAAUAUGAGUGGAUCUCGUUUUGUGGCUCAGAUUGUCAAGCGUGGGUCGUCUCCUGCAGAUGCCUUGUAAAUAGGAUCAGUAAAUUUGUCAUUUUGAGAUUCUUUGCAGAUUUAGUACUGUGUUAAAGUCCAGCUCUCAUAAUUUUGCAAAAGACAAUGCUUUGAGGAUCAUCAAUAUAUUUCUCGCUCGAUUAAGUGUAAAUAGUUUUUUUUAGCAACGCAGAGGAGAUAAAUAUCCAUCUGAAUAAGUUUUUUUUAACCCUUUAUUUUCUUCAAUGGCUUCUUCUACAGCCUAAAUAAAAUAUGUGGAUUGGAAUUCAUAGUCCACGUGCCAACUGCCAUCUACUGGGGAGGGGGGAUUGAGUUUCUGUUCCCUUUUUAAAAUUUUGAGUGCACCAUAAACUUUAGAAGCAUAUCUGGAGCCACAUUUUGAAACUAGGAGAAAAGAAAUCCCAAUGUAAAUACACCCCAGUAUCAAGGACAGCUUUUACUGAAUGCAUUCUGGACGUUCUUUCUUUCUUUUCUUUUCUUUUUUUUGGCACAGUUCCAGUAUGGUACACCACUCAAAAACUGCAUUUUUAAAAUUAAACAUCCUCCUAUGUAUA
Molecule: messenger RNA, 2245 nt
Organism: Crotalus tigris (Tiger rattlesnake)
Lineage: Eukaryota; Metazoa; Chordata; Lepidosauria; Squamata; Viperidae
Gene: NKAP
Product: NFKB activating protein
Exons: 9
Coding region: 138-1133 (331 amino acids)
Biological process (GO): regulation of gene expression
Cellular component (GO): nucleus
Molecular function (GO): chromatin binding
Source: RefSeq, a predicted model, not a curated record